Molecule: messenger RNA, 615 nt
Organism: Bipolaris maydis ATCC 48331
Lineage: Eukaryota; Fungi; Ascomycota; Dothideomycetes; Pleosporales; Pleosporaceae
Source: RefSeq, a predicted model, not a curated record
UUGGUAAAAGAAAACUUUAAUUCAUGUGUAUAACUUCAACGCUCCUACUGUAAGCAUAGAUGGCCUCAAGAAACACGCUGGAACUUACUGCCCAGAUAGACCUGUACCGUUUAAUAGAAACGUCUCAUCCCUGCGAACCACUCUGCCAACCUAGGGUCAUAUUUUAUCACCUCACUCAUGUGUGCUGAGGACGUGUAUCAUAACCGGCGGGUCAGUCCGCAACAGCCAGUGUCAUCCACCAAGGAAUCAUCUACACAUGGUGGGCAAACCUCAGAAACUGACAAGAACGAUUGGUCCGACGUCAGUGACCGCAGUGAGCGACGAAAGAUACAAAACAAACUGGCUCAAAGAAGAUUCCGUGACAGAAUAAGAGAGCAGAGGGAAGAGGCCGAACGAGACGAAGAGAAUCAGCGAAAAGCCGGGGCAUCAUACGCACAACCAAAGCCGGAAGAAAUUGAUACCGACCAUAGUCUUUCAGGGCUACCUUGGGGUGGCAUUUCGAUGAGACACAUGGUUGAACAAGGAAAGCAUAGACGCCGAGGCUCACAAAAAGAUGUUAACAGUGGCUCUACUCAUCACAAUGCAUCAUCCGUUGAAGAAGAUAGCAGUAAGUGA